This is a messenger RNA of Pecten maximus, 5320 nucleotides long. Its product is annotated as atrial natriuretic peptide receptor 1-like. Gene Ontology annotation, molecular function: ATP binding; peptide receptor activity; guanylate cyclase activity. The record is from RefSeq and is a predicted model, not a curated record. Lineage: Eukaryota; Metazoa; Mollusca; Bivalvia; Pectinida; Pectinidae. The coding region runs from base 275 to 4153 and encodes 1292 amino acids. The transcript is spliced from 25 exons. Gene Ontology annotation, biological process: cGMP biosynthetic process; protein phosphorylation; receptor guanylyl cyclase signaling pathway. Gene Ontology annotation, cellular component: membrane.
GCAGCCACCUUUGUGAAAUGAAUGACAGGCCAAAAAGGUAUCUUGGGAAAAAGAUGGAGGCUUUCUUAUUUUGAGAUACCGAUGUAAACUUUUCUAACUUUUGUGAUAUUUCGUUGAGUACCAGGAUCAAUAUUUAACUGCGAGGAAUAUAUCUUCUACCAGUGUUUUUAGAUUGAAUACAUAAAAACAUCAAGGAUAAUGUGGUAGAUUUCAUCAAGCGGUGAGUUAAUCUAAGGUGUAUGUGUGUGUUAUUUACAUCACAUACCUACUUUACAUGCACGAAUUCGUAAUGGAUGUAAAAAGAAAAGCUUGGAAUCUUCUUCUAGAAUUUUUACUUCUGCUUGGAACCUCAAAAUGUCACGAAUUUCGUAUAGCCUGGAUGGCUCCUACAAAGGAAUACCAUGGGGUCAGUGCCGCUACAAGUGUCGGGGGCCUGAAGAUCGCCCUAUAUGCAAUGCAGAAUGAAAAUGCCCCCUUGACCAACCACACAGUCAAGGUACAACAUUUUGACUCAGACUGUAACUCUAAAUCAGCGUUGGCGGCCGCUGUUGACGCUAAAGAGAAAUUCGAGCCUGACCUUUUCCUGGGACCCCCAUGCUCCGCAGCCAUGAAGGGUGUGGCCCAGUUGGCCUCCCACUGGAACAUCCCUGUGUUUGGCUGGGUGUCAAAUGAUGUAGAGUUCCAGAACAGAACGACCUACUCCACCUUAAUAAGACUUCUAGGACCACUCAACAGAUUCCGUAUCACCAUGAAGUACGUGUCAACUAUGUUCAAAUGGAAACGGUUCGCUAUAAUCCAUGAUGACCGCGACCCCUACAAAGCUGUAGCAGAGGCCAUCAAACUAAGUGAUAGCAACUACUUCAUCAACAGCACCCAUAUGGUCAAUACACAGAUGCAAGACAGCCAAGUUGCCAAGAUAUUCCACCAGGUCAGGAAAUACGCCAGAAUCAUCAUUUUUGCUGUGCCCUGGAUGGAGAUGAGAAAGUAUAUGUUGGUGGCCCAUCUUCAGGGUAUGACACACGGGGACUUUGCCUUCCUCUGUAUUCACGGAGACUUGUAUACAUGGGAUGUCAUUGAAAGAGACAUAACUUCAAAUCGAGGCUGGAAAAGGAACGACACACAUGACGAUGAUGCACGAGAAGCCUUUGAAUCAGUUAUCCAUAUAAGCAUGGAUACAUUGCCCCAAUCUAGAGCAAAGGAGUUUCAGGAGUUUGCAAUAAAGUACGCCCAUCAGCAGAGCCCAAAUUGGAUCAACCUACCUAAUGGCACCACGCCGGACGCCUACUCGCCCUAUUUGUAUGACGCUACUCUAGCCUGGGCGUUGCUGGUCGACAAAACUUUGUCUCAGAAUGAGGUUCCCAAUGGCAAUAAUCUCUUCAAAAGAUCGGUGGACUUCUAUGCGGAUGGAGUGACCGGGUAUAUCGUACUGGAUUCUAUAGGAGAUCGCUAUCUCAACUUCCGUAUGAUGGACAUGCAGAAGGAUGGAAUAUUCAAAACAAUCAUAGAGCUCCAGUACAACAAGACAAGCUUCGUGGCAAGAACCGCUGUAGAGGAUCCGGACCUCGUACGAUGGGGAGGUGGAAAGAAGGGGAUAAAGAAUGCCCCUCCAGAUGUCCCCAUCUGUGGCUUUGAUGGGGAGAAGUGCAGAGUAGCCGACAAUGACAAUAAAACCAUUAUAAUAGGAGCCGUGACUGUGGCGUCAUUCGUCUUGGUAGUCAUCAUCAUAUUCAGCAUCGUUCGCAGACGAUAUCGACGACAGAAGCUCUUGAAAAGCAUGUUAUGGCAAGUUCGUUUCGAGGAGAUAGAUUUCGUAACUGCAUUGUUGAACGUCAGUGUUCGUGCGAGUUUCAAGACACAGGGUAUGAGACGUACAAACACAAAGAAGAACCUUAUGAAGACCAAAUCGCUUGAGAGGAACAACCUAGCGUACAAAGGGUCCCCGGAUCAGUCGCCUCUCAACUACCACAAGCCAGAACACGGCACAACAAUGUUUGGAUCGGUCGCCUACAUCAGAGGUAGCUUAGUGUCAGUAAAGAGAAUGACUCGUAACAGUGUAAAUGUUACCAAAGAUGUUUUACAAGAGCUUAAUCACCUUAUGGAGCUGAAGCAUCAGAAUGUGUGCGCCUUCGUUGGUGCAUGUGUGGAUCCUGGAAGGAUUCUGCUAUUGUGGGAAUAUUGUCCAAAAGGAAGUUUGCAGGACGUGAUAUGGAACCAAAACAUUAAAUUGGAUAAGAUGUUCAUGUUUGCGUUGACACAGGAUAUCGCAAAGGGUCUGGAUUUCAUACACAAGUGUUCCAUACACUACCAUGGAAACCUGAAGAGUUCCAACUGUGUAGUUGAUAGUCGAUGGACGUGUAAACUGACCGACUUCGGCGUGCCCACUAUCAGGCUCAUGGACAAGUGUUCUGUCAGUGUUACAGACGAGGGAAGCAAUUCUAAAUUCUUGUGGACAUGUCCAGAGAUUUUGCGGUCCGAUAAAGUCUAUGACAAACAGAAGGCUGAUAUAUAUUCCCUUGGAAUCAUUAUCAAGGAAGUAUUCACCAGAUCAGGACCUUACACAGAAUAUCCAUUCCUUACCCCACACGAGAUCGUUAACAGAGUAAGAGACCGUGUUUCUCGGACCGCGCCAUUCAGACCAAUGAUUUCUGCGGAACUUCGAGAGAACCCGGACUUGCAAACACUUAUAGAGGAGUGCUGGAAUGAAGAUCCCAUUCUCAGACCUUCCGCUGCCAGAACUACGAAAGCACUCAACCGUAUAAGUCCAUCAAAAAAUAUGACUAUGAUCGACAGCAUGAUCGCAAUCCUUGAGAAAUACGCUAACCACCUUGAGGAGUUAGUAGCCGAAAGGACAAGCGAGCUGGACGCCGAGAAACAAAAGACGGAGAACCUCCUCUACAGGAUGUUGCCGCAAUCAGUAGCCGAAGACUUGAAAUUGGGAAAGACAGUGAAAGCAGAACAUUUUGAUGAGGCGACCAUUUAUUUUUCUGAUAUAGUAGGAUUUACAACGAUCUGUGGCAGCAGUACUCCAAUAGAGGUUGUCAAUCUGCUAAAUUGCCUAUACACGCUAUUUGACGACAUAAUUACUCGAUACGAUGUUUAUAAGGUGGAAACAAUUGGCGAUGCCUAUAUGUUGGCUAGCGGUCUACCAAAGAAGAACGGUGCCCGACACAUCCGGGAGAUUGCUGAUUGUGCACUAGACAUCCUAGCUUCUAUUACCACGUUCAGUAUUCCACAUCUAGAGGACAAAAAUCUCAGGAUAAGAGUAGGUAUCCAUUCAGGGCCAGUCGUGGCAGGAGUAGUGGGACUGGCCAUGCCAAGAUAUUGCCUGUUCGGCGACACGGUCAAUGUGGCGUCCCGAAUGGAGUCAACUGGACUACCAUUGAAGAUACACCUCAGUACAAUAUCCAAAGAAAAUUUGGAGAAGUUUUCUGGAUACCAUUUACAUUGCCGGGGUGAAAUAACUGUGAAAGGGAAAGGAAUAAUGAAAACCUAUUUCCUAGAAGGACGUGAAGGCUUUGAUAAGCCCUUGCCCGAGGUGUAUGACGGCAUGUCUGCCUCAUCAACAAGUGUUCCGUCCACACCGGCUACACCAAUGUCUCCGUUAGCACCUAUACCGGAAGUCGAUAUGAAACAAGCGACAGACGCAUGUCUACCAAUGAAAGAUUUCGUUACAAAAAUGUUAUCCGGCCCCAAAGGGGAUGGAGUUGUUUCACCUGAUGAAUUUAUAGCAAAUAUGCAUUCUGAUAUUGACAAUGAUGUCGUUUCACCAGAAAUGAUUGUGACAAAAAUGCUGUCAGAUCUGGACAAGCACUUGAUAUCUGCAGAGGAGUUCAUGACAAAUGUGUUGUCAACGACAGAACGGACUAAUGUCUCUCAUGAGCGUGAGGGUUUCGGGUUCACAGAAAUCGGUGAAACAGAUGACAUGUGUAAACAUUCAGAACCUGUCAAAAACUUUAUCACACAAACUACCCCAGAUCCUGACAAAGACAGCGUGUCACAAGUGUCGUCAAAUGAGGAGUAUGACUCCCUUAGCACUACGUGCUCUGUUGAUAGCCCUUAUAUAACACGUGACUUUCUCCGACACAUGCUUGACGAUCAUAGGGAUGAAAUUAAACGAGAAGCAAAGACGGUCGAAGAAAGUACGGCAUUAUGACGUCACCUUUCGAUUUAAGUGUAUUUUUCGUAAUUUGUUUUGUGUUAACAUGUGGAAUCUGAAGUCUGUAUUUGUGCAUUGUUCCCGAAAGUUUACAUUUUUGUUACACCAAAUUGCUGUUUAGCAAAUCACUUUGCUACCGGAUGAAUAUUGAGUUGAAAGUGUUACCAGAACUGCAUCUAGCAAUGAGUUGUAACUAAUCAUGUUUAACAUGAAAGGGGACUAAUCUUCAUUUCAUUAGUGCUUAUAGUUGAUGUUGUCAGCCGUUUACGUUUAAUGAAUGAGGCCAACAUCUAUCAUACCUACGGCUGUGGUUACAACUUAUCAUGAAAACAAUAGAGGGACUGAAAGAGGGGUUUUAUAGGAGCAGCACGGUCUAUUGUUAUUAAUAUUUUUGUUUUGUACUUUGUAAAACUGCUAAACCAAAGUCGCCAUAAAAUAUGUUUAUUACUAACAGCAUAUCACAGUGCCUUCGUGUUACAUUAUUUCUUUACAGAAAAUGUGCCAAAUAUCUAACUGUGUGAAAAAAUAAAUAUUUAUAUAAAGUGCCAGUGUAUUUAGAGACUAGAUUGACCCUUCAGAAUAUACCCUUUAUAUCCAUUGAUCCAUUUCUAUCCACAACAGUGAGUAGAGCGUAGAAUCCUAAUAAAUGAAAUAACACAAGAAAUUUAGAACUUAGUGAAACGUAUUCAUUUAACUUAGAUAUGUUAUCGACCUAACACAUCUAUCGGGUAUUCUUUUUAAAGCAUGGUCAUUGGAAUUACGUUCGGCAAACAUUUUCCUGAAUAAUGAGAUUCAAAAUACGGAAGUGAUUCAGUCAUUUAACGAGUAUAAAAUUAUUAUAUAGAAUCAUUUAUAUUAAGAAUAAUGAAGGUGAAACUCUUUGGGCGUUAUAAUACUGGUAGACACAAAUGUGUUGUAGUUUUGUGUGUGAAACAAUUGAACUUUUGUUAUGUUUUCCUACAUUUGAUUCGUCAGAUAUCGUAAGCACGUGACAUGCUCAGAAAGAUAUGUUAAUUGUCCCGUGUAACGUAUUCAUUCAACUACGUCUUAUAUACAUUAUGUGCAUGUAUAAAUGUUUCCUCAAUUGGUAAACAGACAAACAUGUCGCAUAUUUUUGCUUGAUAUUGUUAUCGAUGUGGAAAUAAAUUUUGUUACAAGCAUACA